AUGGAGCAUUCUGCAGCAGUAUCGGACUUUAGAGCAGCAACUGAAAUUACAAAGGAUCAAAAUGGAAUAGGUCAAGUUGUGCUUCGGACUCCACAAGGCGCUCCAGAACGGGUGAGCUUACUUGGAGCACAGGUCACUUCACGGUGUAAUGAGCAGAGGGAAGAACUUCUAUUCACAAGCAUUGUAACCAAUUUUACUUUGUAA
Molecule: messenger RNA, 204 nt
Organism: Lathyrus sativus (Indian pea)
Lineage: Eukaryota; Viridiplantae; Streptophyta; Magnoliopsida; Fabales; Fabaceae
Source: the annotation of a GenBank genome assembly